This is a messenger RNA of Didymella exigua CBS 183.55, 575 nucleotides long. RefSeq lists its product as uncharacterized. Bases 151 to 309 code for a protein of 52 amino acids. Lineage: Eukaryota; Fungi; Ascomycota; Dothideomycetes; Pleosporales; Didymellaceae. The record is from RefSeq and is a predicted model, not a curated record. The transcript is spliced from 2 exons.
GCAGGUAGUACAUUUUCUGCUCAUCUAGUUUGUCAAAAUCAGCGUGGGUGACUCCAUCGGGGUCGAGCUGUAUCUUUACUUGCAAUAUCUAGUACUCAAACGCACAGGAUCCCAUCCAGCACUCACACUUAUUAUGCAGGUAGUAACGUCAUGGGGCAGAUCCCCUCGAACUCUGAGCACAUUGUAUCGAGUCUUGAAAAGCCAAAACGGAUGCUGCAAAGCCAAAACAGAUGCUGCAAAGCCAAAACGGAUGCUGCAGGCGACCAUAAGGUUGCCGCGCUCAUAUUCCACAUGCACCUUCGUUCAUAGCUAGCGGAGCGGACUUUCGAUGAUUGCGGUGCUUACGUUGCUUGGCUAAUUAAGACCACAAUGCUGAAAGGAGAAGUCUUAUGAAGAAGCAUUAAGAGAGCCUUCAGAUGCUAGGGUUCGCUGGUCCCUGUCGACUUAUAAUGUACACAUUCAGAUACCGAAUGCGAAUCGGGGUAGCAACUGUUGGGGCAUUUAUUCUUUUCUGAUCGCCAGGUAGGGUCAAGGAUGGAAAUUUCAUGGUUCGUUAUAAGGGUAUUCAAUUGUAG